Molecule: messenger RNA, 1494 nt
Organism: Populus nigra (black poplar)
Lineage: Eukaryota; Viridiplantae; Streptophyta; Magnoliopsida; Malpighiales; Salicaceae
Product: putative HVA22-like protein g
Exons: 8
Coding region: 427-1308 (293 amino acids)
Source: RefSeq, a predicted model, not a curated record
AGCGACACCAUCCUCGUGUAUCUCGAUCACACAAAAUCUCUCUCUCUCUCUCUCUCUCUGCGGCUAAAAUUAAAAGCAAGAGAAAUUUUUAAAAAACGACUCUGCUGCUCUCUCGCUUCCCCCUUCUAUAUUUUUUUUCUCUCGCUCUCUAUCUCAAUCGCCAAGCCGACAUCCUAACGGUUCGCUGUCGUAAAACGGCGGCGCCUGUAUUUCCCUACGGAGGAGUCUCAACAUCCUUUUCCAUUUCUCGAUCUCUCAAACUCGUUCUGUGCUCUUUACUAACUCACAUUUGUUGAUAUCACUCUUUUUUCUGUGUGUGCGCCUCAAAUUAAAUUCGCGAUAAUAAAAAUCGUCUUAAAAAGAGAUCAAGUGUAGUUUUAGAUAAUUGAAUUCCAGGGUUUUAAUCGUCAUAAAAAGGUAUACAAGAUGAUUGGAUCAUUUCUAACAAGAGGGCUUGUGAUGGUUUUUGGCUAUGCUUAUCCAGCUUAUGAGUGCUAUAAAACGGUUGAAUUGAAUAAGCCGGAGAUUGAGCAACUUCGCUUCUGGUGCCAGUACUGGAUUUUGGUGGCUGUUUUGACAGUUUGUGAGAAAUUUGGAGAUGCUUUUAUUUCAUGGGUUCCAAUGUACAGUGAAGCUAAGUUGGCGUUUUACAUAUACUUGUGGUACCCUAAAACUAAGGGAACUAGCUACGUGUAUGAUUCCUUCUUCAGACCAUAUGUUGCGAAGCAUGAGAAUGAAAUAGAUCGCAGCUUGUUGGAACUGAGAACAAGGGCUGGAGAUAUGGCAGUUGUAUAUUGGCAAAGAGCUGCAAGUUAUGGUCAGACGAGAGUUUUUGAUGUUUUGCAGUAUAUUGCUGCACAGUCAACACCAAGGCCUCGCGCUGCUCAGCCACAACAGCAAGGUGCUAGGGCUCGCCAGCCUCCUGCUCCCAGUCGGCAACCUUCUACAAACCGCCAGGCAACUCCUGCACAAGCAGAGACCGAGGAACCUCCAUCUCCCACUUCUAGCACGUCUUCAAGUCAAAACCAAAUGGAAGUGGCAGAGGUGGCAGCAGGUCCUUCAAAAGUACUUGAAACAAUAGUUCCUGCAACAGCUUCUUCAAAUGCCCAAAAAGAAAAUGCUGCUGCGUCUGAGGUUUCCAGCCAACCUAAACCAACCGAGGAAGAAGCAGUGGAGACUGAAGAAGCGCCGCCAUCAUCUUCAGCAAAUGAAAAUGAAAACCCUGCACCAAAGGAGACUGUGAUGGAGCAAACAAUGCGGGUUACACGUGGCAGAUUGAGGAAAACCCGUUCUGGAACGAACCGUUGAAGAGCGGUGUCAGUUCCCCCCCAAGUUUAGCCCUCAGAACUAGCAUUUAAUCAGUUGGUUGAUGGUGAUGGGUAUUGGAUCCUUUGUGACAUUGCUGUAAAUUUGUCACCUUCUGUUUACUAAUUCCAUUUGUUGCUUUAUUUUUUGAACUCAAGUUGGCAAAUUUAAGUGUCUUGGGUUAAUUAA